This is a messenger RNA of Oreochromis niloticus (Nile tilapia), 2041 nucleotides long. RefSeq names its product stonustoxin subunit beta-like. The record is from RefSeq and is a predicted model, not a curated record. The annotation marks the transcript as partial. The transcript is spliced from 2 exons. Lineage: Eukaryota; Metazoa; Chordata; Actinopteri; Cichliformes; Cichlidae. Gene Ontology annotation, molecular function: protein binding.
AUAUCUUCUGCAGAUUUCACACUGUGGGACAAAGAAAAUAUUAGAAACAACAGCACUAGGCAGAAUCAGACCAGCAGUGCAUAUCACAUUACUGCAUCAGACUCCAUUGAGUCCAAGUCUUCUCUGCUGGAUGUUAGCGCUUCUCUCAAAGCCAGUAUCCUGGGGGGGCUGAUUGAAGUCGGAGGCUCUGCCAGCUAUCUGAAUGACAACAAGAAGUUCAAGAACCAGAGCAGAGUGACGCUUCAGUUCAAAGCUACGACUGCAUAUGAACGACUGACAAUGACUCACCUUGAAGCAAAGAACAGGCAACUGCAAGAAAUCAUUAAGAAAAGCAGCUCAACACACGUAGUCACAGGCAUCCUUUAUGGGGCAAAUGCUUUCUUUGUGUUUGACAGCGAGAAGCUGGAGAGCAGCAGUGUUCAGAACAUCGGGGCCGGCAUGGAAGCUGCGAUUAAGAAGAUUCCAUCAUUUGACUUUGAGGCAAAAGUUGACGUCAAGCUGAGUAAAGAAGAAAAAGCUGUGACUGAUAAAUUCUCCUGCAAAUUCUAUGGAGACUUCAUUCUCGACAGCAACCCUUCAACAUUUGAAGAUGCAGUGAAGACCUACUCACAGCUUCCAAAGCUCCUUGGAGGAAAUGGAGAGAAAGCAGUUCCUGUCAAAGUGUGGCUGACACCGCUGAAGAAACUGGACCCAACUGCUGAAGAGAUGAAGGGAGAGAUUUGUGUCGGGUUACUGAGGAAAGCUGAGAAUGCUCUAGAAAUCAUCAAAGAAAUGGAAAUGAGAUGCAAUGACUCUCUGGAUGAAGACGUGGUUCAGAGUUUUCCACAGAUUCACAAAAAGUUUAGCCAUUUCCAAAACCUCUGUGAAGAUUAUGCAAAAAAGCUCAGACAGGCCAUGGAGGAGAAAGUUCCUGCCAUCCGUGAGGGUAAAGAAGACAAGACUUCACUGGAGAAACUCUUAGACGACCAGGAGAAGUCACCAUUCAGUCUGGAGAACUUAGACAAGUGGUUAGAUAAUACAGAGAGAGAAAUCAACGUCAUCAGGUCCUGUGUGGAAGCAAUGAAGGGGAUAAAAAUCACUAAAGAUGAGUCCGAGUUCGACAGAGCGGUUCUUGCUCAGGAUGUAGACGAUGUCCUGAGCUUUGUUUUCACCUCUGUGGAAACUGACGACCCCUACCUGGACCAGAUGGAAAAGUAUCUCCACAGCCAUGAUUCACAUAAUAAAAGCUUCACUCCACCAACUAAAGACCACUGGUUCUUCUCAGCUGAAGUGGUAGCCAACCUGAGACAGAAAGCUGAAGAGUUCUGCAGCAUGGCCAAAGGCCUGAAGAGCAGCAGCAGGUUUAGUUUCAUUGUGGCAUCAGAAACAAAUAAGAAAUACAAAGGAGCAACCAUCUACCACUACAGGAAGGGCCGUCGGGUCACUGAAGACUUUUCAAAGCCUGCUGUUCCUCAUGUGGAAAACGUUAAAGACAGACAAAAGCUAAUGUGGUACGCCUGUGACCUCACCUUGGACCCAAACACUGCAAACAACUACCUGAUUCUGUCUGAGGACAACAAGAAGGCAACGUGUGGAACAUGGCAGACAUAUUCUGACUGUCCUGAGAGAUUUGAUACGAUGACUCAGGUUCUGUGCAGGGAGGGGCUGACUGGGCACCAUUACUGGGAAGUGGAGUGGAGUACUGGUUCUAGUAAUAACGUUGGUGUAGCUGUUACGUACCAAAGCAUUGUAAGGAAGGGGAAGAGUGACGAGGCAGCGCUCGGUUCUAAUACCAAAUCCUGGUAUUUUGGUGUAUAUGAGCAAGAGCUCAAUGCUUGGCAUAAUGGUAAAGUGUGGAAUGGCACUCUUCCCAGUACCGGCUGCAGCAGAGUCGGAGUGUUUCUUGAUUGGCCUGCUGGCACUCUGUCUUUCUACAAAGUCUCCCAUAACACACUGAAUCACUUCUACACCUUCCGCACCACCUUCACAGAGGCUGUGUACCCAGGCCUCUGGAUAUACAACACAUCCAAUUAUGCUGCCCUACGCCCAGUUUAAUUAGAGC